Aspergillus nomiae NRRL 13137 is the source of this 1227-nucleotide messenger RNA. Its product is annotated as inositol monophosphatase family protein. Gene Ontology annotation, biological process: sulfate assimilation. The record is from RefSeq and is a predicted model, not a curated record. NCBI's taxonomy places the organism in Eukaryota, Fungi, Ascomycota, Eurotiomycetes, Eurotiales, Aspergillaceae. The transcript has a single exon. The coding region runs from base 1 to 1227 and encodes 408 amino acids. Gene Ontology annotation, molecular function: 3'(2'),5'-bisphosphate nucleotidase activity.
AUGACCACCAAACCAAUCAACAACAAUAACCAAGAGAAAAGCCAAAAGCAAGAGAAAGAAGAAGAAGAAGAAGAAGAAGAAGAGGAGGAGGAGGAAGAAGAAGUAACAACAAUGACCAGCUCAGCAACUCCCUCCCCAGACUACGACAAAGAACUCCGAAUCGCAUCCCUAGCCGUCCACCGCGCCAGCAUCCUCACCAAAAUCGUCCAAAGAGACCUCGACACAGGCCCCCUCUGCAAACCCGACGGUUCGCCCGUGACCGUCGCCGAUUUCGCGGCCCAAGCGAUCCUCGUCAGCGCUCUCCGUCAUCACUUCCCGGAUGAUGUGUUUGUGGGCGAGGAGUCUGCGUCUGUGCUUCGUGGUGAUCCCCUGCUUGCGCGGCGGGUGUGGGACCUUGUGUCUACGAUGACGUGGGUUGAGAAUGAUGAUGAUGAUGAUGAUGAUCGGGCUUUGGUCGCGGGGCCACAAUCUAUAGGGGAGAUGCUGGGUGCAAUCGAUGCUGCGGGCAGUGGGGAUGGAGCUGGGGGUCGGCGGACCUGGUUUCUCGACCCGAUUGAUGGGACGGCGACGUUUAUACGAGGCCAGCAGUAUGCGGUGUCCGUGGCGCUGGUGGAGGAUGGGGAGCAGAAGGUCGGUGUGGUCGGGUGUCCGAAUCUGGCGUUCAAGAGCACUUCUGUCCAUGAGGAGGUUGUCGAUAGAGAUGGGUAUGGGAUGAUGCUAUUCGCUGUCAGGGGUCAGGGUGCGUACAAGAGACGGAUGAGCCUGUCUAGUUUGGGGCCUCUGCAGAGGAUUUUCCUGAGCCCGUGGCAAAGAAUGGGGGAGAGAAUCACGUUUACUGAAAGCUCGACCAGUGGUGUUAUCCAUCAGGAGAAGCACAAGUUCAUCAGGGACAUACUAUUCGCCAAUCCGGUGGUAGACCUUUACUCUAUGCAAGUCAAGUAUGCGGCCUUAGCAAUUGGUGCAUGCAACGCGAUGAUUCGCCUUCCCAAGGACAAGGACCACCGGUUCCCUGCAUGGGACCAUGCCGGGGGAAUGCUCAUCUUCGAGGAAUCCGGCGGCAAGGUUACCGACCUAUAUGGCCGACCUUUUAACUAUGCUCUUGGGAGAAGCUUGGCUGACAAUGAGGGCUUGGUGGCAGCUAAACCAGUGCUUCACACCGACCUUUUGCGCUAUACACGAUAUGUUUAUGGGAGAAACAAGUCUAAGCGGUGCAUCAAACCAACGUGA